Messenger RNA from Trichoplusia ni (cabbage looper), 1392 nucleotides. RefSeq names its product probable maleylacetoacetate isomerase 2 (gene GSTz1). Lineage: Eukaryota; Metazoa; Arthropoda; Insecta; Lepidoptera; Noctuidae. The record is from RefSeq and is a predicted model, not a curated record. Gene Ontology annotation, molecular function: maleylacetoacetate isomerase activity; glutathione transferase activity. Gene Ontology annotation, biological process: glutathione metabolic process; L-phenylalanine catabolic process. Bases 141 to 785 code for a protein of 214 amino acids. The transcript has 5 exons. Gene Ontology annotation, cellular component: mitochondrion; cytoplasm.
AUGAAGACAUUGCUAUUUCAGUGAUUAAGGGGCUAAAAUAUAAGUUUUAUCAAAACAAUUGCUUUCUUAUCUUUGUGAAGAGUUAGAUAAACGCCGUCAAAAUUACUUACUACUCAAAAUACAACGGGAAUAUUUCCGCCAUGGCUAAGCCAGUAUUAUACUCGUACUGGCGCAGCUCAUGCUCGUGGCGAGUGCGAAUCGCGCUGAAUUUAAAAGAGAUACCUUAUGAUAUAAAAGCUGUGAGCCUGAUCAAAGGAGGUGGGGAACAACAUUGCAAUGAGUACCGGGAGGUGAAUCCAAUGGAGCAAGUGCCAUCACUUUGUAUAGAUGGGCACACAAUUGUAGAAUCUCUAAACAUAAUGCAUUACCUUGAGGAAACCAGACCUCAACGCCCACUGAUGCCUCAAGAUUGCUUUAAGCGGGCUAAAGUGCGAGAAAUAUGUGAAGUGAUAGCUUCUGGCAUUCAGCCUCUUCAGAACCUGAUAGUCCUGAUCUAUGUUGGAGAAGAUAAGAAGAAAGAAUGGGCCCAGCACUGGAUUACCCGUGGCUUCCGAGCCACUGAGAAACUGCUCUCAGCAUGUGCUGGGAAAUAUUGUGUCGGAGAUGAGAUUACUCUAGCAGACUGCUGCCUUGUGCCACAGGUGUUUAAUGCUAGAAGAUUUCAUGUUGACCUGCGCCCGUUUCCCAUAAUUCUGCGCAUAGAUCGUGAGUUGGAGAACCACCCGGCUUUCCGCGCCGCCCACCCCUCGUCGCAGCCCGACUGCCCACCAGAAGUUGCCAAAUAAACGGAUAACAUCAGAACCACAUAUUAGUCGUUUCCUGUGCCUAUCCGAUACAGUUUUUUAACGCAUAUUUUGCUUCAAAAUAUUUUUGUUGAUAAGAGGCCAACCUAUUUUAAGUAGGCCCUAAUUUGUUAUACUAUUUAAUGGAUACGUUCAAAAAACUUUUUAUGUUACAAACGCGCGGGAAUAUUUGAAAGGUUCAACAAGUUGACUACCUGUGGAGUUUCUAUUUUUAUCUGAAUGCUCGUGGUGCCAGACGUGCAUGGUCUAUGGUUGGUAAUACAGUUUGAUUUCCUGAUUCCAUUUUCAAAUCGAAAACCUUUCUCGUUAAAAUCAUUAAUGUUUUUUUUAUAAACUUGGAUUAUUAUGUCUUUGAUGGAUGUACUUAACUUUUAUUUAAGAGUAAUACAACAUUCCAGGGAUCAGACUUUAUAAAAUAUGAUGAUAUAAUUAAAACCUAAUGUUAUAAGAAAUGAGUGGUUUAGUGCAUCAUGUUAUCACAUUCAAUGUAAGCCAUCAUAAUCAAUAUUAGUUUUAGAAUGUACAUUAGCAUUACUAUUAAAAUAUAAAUCAUGCUUCACAAACAUAUACACACAUAUAGUAAACAAAA